GGCAUCGCCCGCGUAGGGCGGCGCGGGAGCCGGGCGGCGGCGCCGCGGCCAUGGAGAGGGCCAGCCCGGCGGCGGGGAAGCUGAACGCCGGCGGCCGCGGGGCGGGCGAUGGGCACGGCCCCGCGGGGGGAGCCCAGCCGCGGGCGGCGGCGGGCAGCGCGGAGCCGGGCGAGCUCAUCGGGCGGGCGCUGGAUUUCAAGAGCGAAGGGGCGCAGUGCUACAAGGACAAGAAAUUCCGGGAGGCCAUCGGCAAGUACCACCGCGCCCUGCUGGAGCUGAAGGCGCUGCUGCUGCUGCUGAGCCAGGAGCCGGCCGGGCAGCGCCCUCCCGCCGCCGCCGCCGCCGCCGGCGGGCUCAGCGAGGAGCAGCGGCAGGCGGUGGAGGCCAUCGAGGUGGACUGCUACAACAGCCUGGCAGCCUGCCUGCUCCAGGCCGAGCUGGUGAAUUACGAGCGAGUCAAGGAGUACUGCCUCAAAGUGCUUCAGAAAGAAGGCGAGAACUUCAAGGCGCUCUAUCGAUCGGGAGUGGCGUUUUACCACCUGGGUGACUUCAACAAGGCCCUCUACUACCUGAAAGAGGCAAGAUCCCGCCAGCCGACAGAUACCAAUGUCAUACGAUAUAUCCAGCUGACAGAGAUGAAGCUCAGCAGAUGUUCCCAGAGAGAGAAAGAAGCCUUGUGAAAAUGAAGCUGCUUCAGCUGAAGUGCCCAAGGGGGAACAUUUCCUUCCUAGAAGCUCAUUUGGUGGAUUUUCCUGUUUGCUCUGCCUCAUCCUCAUCCCCUCAUCCAUCCACUCUCCCUCGCUCUUCAUUGAAUCCCAGUUUUGAAAAAAAAGAGACUUAGACGCUGGAUAUGGCUGCUUGCCAACCAUGGUAAUACCCCUUCCCCGUGGCAGGAGAGCACAACGGCUACAGCCAGCCUUGUUCCAAGACAGUGUCACACACCUGGAGUAGGCAAUGCUGGCGGACCUUUCUGGUCCUGAGCUGACUGCCUAUUACCUAUUAGGGAAGCAACCCCCAGAACGACGAGUUCCUGACCAGGCAAGUUGGAGACAAACAGUUUCUGCUCUGAGUGAUCACUGGAGCUUGGAAGAGCUAAGAAACCAAGAGAGCCGCUGGUCAUUUCACAGGGGAUAGCAAAUGCCUUUUUACCAUCAGUUUCCUCUGCCUGCUUCUCCAGUGUGUGUUAUCGGUCUCCAGUGAGAGCUCACAUGCUCCCGGUCUAAUGCCAGUGAAAACUGUUUCUAAACAUCCUCUUAAUGAAAGCACAGAGCCCCCUAUGAACCCCCUGCAGAGCUGUCCUGGUGCCGGAGGAGAAGGCUGUGGGCUACCACAGAACGCUGAACGGACUAUGAAAGCAUGGUGUACAGUGUGAGGGAAAAACUGUGAAAUAAUUCAUUAAAGGCAAAUAAAAAUUAUUAAUAGGCAA
Messenger RNA from Aquila chrysaetos chrysaetos, 1426 nucleotides. RefSeq names its product tetratricopeptide repeat domain 9 (gene TTC9). The transcript has 3 exons. The coding region runs from base 51 to 680 and encodes 209 amino acids. The record is from RefSeq and is a predicted model, not a curated record. Gene Ontology annotation, molecular function: protein binding. NCBI's taxonomy places the organism in Eukaryota, Metazoa, Chordata, Aves, Accipitriformes, Accipitridae.